AUGUUACUUAUUAACGGGCCAUAUGACAUAGAAUAUUUCUACAAUUUUUACGUAAAGGUUGUUGCAGAGACGUUUCUAUAUUUAAGAAACUUUGCAUUAUAUAUAGGCUUAUGGUUGUUAGGGUACUUAUUGGUGUGUUGUGUAGUGUAUCGACGCUAUGCUCGUCGAUUGCCAACAAGAAGACGGGGUGCGCUCGGCGCAAAGAGAGUCUUGGUGGUCGUGGCCCACCCAGAUGAUGAGUGCAUGUUCUUUGGGCCCACGAUAUUCAGGUUGUGUGAGCAGGGAGUUGAUGUACACAUAUUAUGCUUAUCUAACGGUAACUAUGAAGGGAAAGGUAAAAUAAGACGUACAGAAUUAUGGGCAGCUUGUCACGAACUUGGAGUACCUGAUGAAAAUAUAUGUGUAAUAAUGGACUCAAGACUGCAGGAUGAUCCUAAGGUCCAGUGGCCGGUGCCUGUUAUAGCUAAACUAAUACACCAUCACUUAGAAGCACUAGACAUAGAUACGUUAGUUACGUUUGACAGAGGAGGAGUAUCUUCACAUGCGAAUCACUCUGCUGUUUUUUAUGCUGUUGCAUUUAUGUUUGUUGAGAAGUUAAUAACGAAAAAAUGUACGGUGUACACACUAGAUUCAGUCAACAUAUUGAGGAAGUACAUAGGCUUUCUAGACCUGCCACUUAGCUUUGUACUGUCUUCUAAAAGGUAUUUCCUCCGAUGGACGGAGAGUCGACGUAUAGUCCGCGCAAUGAAACGCCACCGAUCACAGAUGGUGUGGUUCCGUUACCUCUACGUAGCUUUCUCUAGAUACAUGGUCAUCAAUACCUUAAGGAGGAUCAGUCUGGCAGACAUCGAAUUGGAGUUAGAAGUUGACGACUGA
Molecule: messenger RNA, 876 nt
Organism: Arctia plantaginis
Lineage: Eukaryota; Metazoa; Arthropoda; Insecta; Lepidoptera; Erebidae
Source: the annotation of a GenBank genome assembly